Messenger RNA from Fonsecaea nubica, 864 nucleotides. RefSeq lists its product as hypothetical. NCBI's taxonomy places the organism in Eukaryota, Fungi, Ascomycota, Eurotiomycetes, Chaetothyriales, Herpotrichiellaceae. The transcript has 3 exons. The coding region runs from base 1 to 864 and encodes 287 amino acids. The record is from RefSeq and is a predicted model, not a curated record.
AUGCCUUCGCUCUCUACUUCGCUCUUCGCCGCCGGCCUGGCAACCUUGGCCCAGGCAUUUACCGCCCCUGGUGCACAAACCUGGGGCCCUCUGCUCACCCCAGAUGUGUCAUCUCCAGUCACUCAAGGCGAACAAUUCACUGUGACCUGGGAUCCUGAGAAGCACCCAACCGACGGCGUCACUGUCAGUCUCGUUCUCUGCCACGGACCCAGCACCAACUGCGUACUCCAAGACACGGCCAUUGCGGAGGGACUUCCGGCGGCACAGAAGUCCUUUGAUUGGGACGUUCCUUGCGACUUGGAGGCCGGCACUCAGAACACUCCGACCGGAUAUGGCAUGCUGGUCAUCGUAGACGGCACGGGAGAAUUCCAAUAUUCGACUCAAUUCUCCGUCCUCGAGGGCAAGAGCUGCUCUGGCUCCGGGUCCAGCUCCAGUUCCAGCUCCGGCCCGAGCUCUUCCUCUUCCAAGAACUCCGUCUCCGCAACCACCGUCACCGGCACCUCCAUCAUCCUAGGACCCCCGGCAUACCAGACCGGCACCAACACGUGGGGCGCAUCGGGCAACUCGUCGUGGGCCACCACCGCGACCCCGACCGGCAGCAACGGCUGGAACGGCGGCGCGACAUCCACCCCCGUCUCCUCGGGCUGGGGCAGCUACAGCACCCUCCCCGGCACCACCAUCAUCUCUACGGAGAGCACCCUGACCAGCGCGCCCAGCGGUGGCUCGACCGUCGCAGCCGAGAGCACCGGAACCGCCUCGGGCCCCGCCGCCAGCGCAUCCGCCUUUGACGGCGGCGCCGGACGAGUCGGCUACAGCGCCGCAGGCCUGGUCAUUGCAGGCGCCGUCGCUGUUCUCGCUCUGUAA